AUGCCAGUUGAAAUUCCUGUUUGCGCUUUAAAUUCACCGUCGAGGGAAUACUUUUUUCGCAGAAAGCAUAAGAAUUUCUUUAAAAGAAUGGCUCGAAAAACGCACUUCACGUACAGAGAGGUGGAAGCUUUGUCUGUGAUAUACAGAAAAGUGUUGAAAACUUGCGGUCCAAUGACGCGUUCGGUUUUUCGCGAUAUAUUUCAUUCCGGAUUUGAUUUUACCGAAAAUAUUCGUCAUAUAUUGAUCGACAGAAUAUUUUCUACCAUCGAUAAAACUACUUCUCUUCAAAUUCGUAUGGAUCAUUGGAUCGAAGCACUCUCGAUCAUUCUUCGUGGAACUUUGGACGAAAGAAUCAACUUUGCUUAUAAAGUUUAUGAUUUGUUAAAAACAAACAGAUUAAAAAAGGAACAAAUUUUUCCAAUGAUGAGAGGUUGUUUAAUCGCUUAUUCACCCGAUGAAGAUCCAGACGAUGGUGUCAAAGACUUGAUAGACCUGAUGAUUAAAAAACUCGACGUAGAUCGUGAUGGAUACGUUUCUGAAGAAGAUUUUGGUACAGCAGUGAAAGAAAAAGGAGAAGUAUUGUUGGAAUGCAUGGGUCCCAUAUUUCCAUCGAGAAAUGCACGACAUUCAUUUUUAACAACAUUUACCGAUCAAGUUGGACAAAUUUAAUGUUUGAAAAUGAGGAGAUAAACAAAUUUAUUGUUUGAAAAAUAAUCUAAUAGGGUAAAAAUGAAAAGUAGAUUUUUGUUAAGCUUCCUAAGAGGUAGAUACUCGAAGUAUCUAAAAGUACAUCAUUUAUUUUUCACGCCAAUGAAUUUACAAACUUGCUCUAAUCAGACAGAAGAUAUCCGCCUAAACGCUCCAUUAAGUUUUCCAAGUCAUCGGUCUAGCCUUCUAGCGAGUCUUAAAGAUUUACAAAAGUAGAUCGAAAGUAGCGACGUUUACCUACGUAAACAAUCGUCAAUGAUGCAUUAUAAUAGCAUUUAUUGGAUACAUUACGUAAAUCAACAUUUAAAGAUUUUCUAU
This is a messenger RNA of Polistes canadensis, 1026 nucleotides long. RefSeq names its product EF-hand calcium-binding domain-containing protein 1-like. Gene Ontology annotation, biological process: calcium-mediated signaling. Bases 1 to 669 code for a protein of 222 amino acids. Gene Ontology annotation, molecular function: kinase binding; calcium ion binding. Lineage: Eukaryota; Metazoa; Arthropoda; Insecta; Hymenoptera; Vespidae. The record is from RefSeq and is a predicted model, not a curated record. The transcript has 5 exons.